AUGGAGCGGCCAGUCGCCCGAUCUGCGUACCAGGUGGCGGCCAUCGCCAAGAAGGAGGGUGAAGCAUCCGUGCCCGGCGAACUGAUGGCGCGCCCCCCUUCCGGCAACGAAGAAUUCUUCUAUAAUGUCGAGCUACUAGCUGAAUCACUAUUCCCCGGGCCGCCCACCAUCUGCGACGACGUCGAGCGCCCAACGACCACCGGU
This is a messenger RNA of Mesorhabditis spiculigera, 204 nucleotides long. The record is from the annotation of a GenBank genome assembly. NCBI's taxonomy places the organism in Eukaryota, Metazoa, Nematoda, Chromadorea, Rhabditida, Rhabditidae.